Messenger RNA from Talaromyces proteolyticus, 5143 nucleotides. RefSeq names its product Shikimate dehydrogenase. Bases 295 to 5037 code for a protein of 1580 amino acids. Gene Ontology annotation, molecular function: 3-dehydroquinate dehydratase activity; 3-dehydroquinate synthase activity; shikimate 3-dehydrogenase (NADP+) activity. Gene Ontology annotation, biological process: chorismate biosynthetic process; aromatic amino acid biosynthetic process. Lineage: Eukaryota; Fungi; Ascomycota; Eurotiomycetes; Eurotiales; Trichocomaceae. Gene Ontology annotation, cellular component: cytoplasm. The record is from RefSeq and is a predicted model, not a curated record. The transcript is spliced from 2 exons.
CUCUUCUGAGUCAUCGUGCUUACCCUCUCGGUCAUGAAUGAUGAUGCUCAAUUGUUAAUUGAACACUAAGCUCUUCUUUGACAAACGGUGUAAGAGCCUACCCUUUUCCUUGAUGAUUCGAAUUAUUCGAAUACGAACCCCUGAAUAGCCCCAGUCCAUUCAACACCUUCUGAGACCAAAACCGCAAGUUGACUUUUGACAUAUAGAUCAUCUACGUCAUGAAUUGAAAAGUCCUUGUUCGCUCAAUACGCAUCAGCUAUAACAAUCUCGUUUUACCAGGGGGCCUUGGGCGCAAUGGAGGAACCAACGAAGAUUCCCAUCCUGGGCCGUGAAAGCAUUAUCGCUGAUUACGGGAUCUGGGGUAACUAUAUCGUUCAAGAUCUCUUUUCGAAUAUAGCUUCGACUACCUACGUUUUGGUAACGGAUACCAACCUGGGAUCGAUCUACAAUGAGUCCUUUGGAAAAGCCUUCAAUACCGCUGCCAGCGCCGUGUCGCCAGCUCCGCGCCUCCUCAUCAAAGAGAUCCCUCCCGGCGAAAACUCCAAGUCUCGGCAAGGCAAAGCUGACAUUGAGGACUGGAUGCUCCAAAAUCUUUGUGGGAGAGACACUGUAAUAAUUGCUCUUGGUGGGGGUGUCAUUGGUGAUCUCUUGGGUUUUGUCGCCGCCACUUAUAUGCGGGGCAUCAGAUUUGUGCAAGUCCCAACAACAUUAUUGGCAAUGGUUGACUCGUCUAUUGGAGGUAAGACCGCCAUCGAUACGCCGUUGGGAAAGAAUCUGGUCGGAGCAAUCUGGCAACCCACCCGGAUCUACAUUGACCUCGAAUUUUUGAAUUCCCUUCCGGAGAGAGAAUUCAUCAAUGGAAUGGCAGAGGUCAUUAAAACUGCGGCCAUCUCUGAUGAAAAGGAGUUUGCCGCCCUAGAAAAUGACGCCGAGGCGAUUUUGGCAGCUGCGCGUAGCAAACCUGGGACCGGCCGAUUUGAUCAAGUUAAAACUGUUUUGAAACAGCACAUUGUCGCAUCUGCGCGGCAUAAAGCAUAUGUCGUGACAGUAGAUGAACGUGAAGGUGGCUUGAGAAACCUGCUUAACUUGGGACACUCAAUUGGUCAUGCGAUUGAAGCGAUCUUGACACCACAGAUCCUUCAUGGUGAAUGCGUCGCCAUUGGUAUGGUCAAAGAAUUGGAGCUUGCGAGGUACCUAGGUGUUCUCAAGGGCGUGGCCGUAUCCCGAAUGGUUAAAUGUCUCUCCAGCUACGGCUUGCCAACUUCGUUGAAAGAUCAACGAGUGAGAAAGCUCACAGCCGGUAAAUAUUGCACUCUCGACCAGAUCAUGGCGAAUAUGGCCUUAGAUAAAAAAAAUGAUGGUCCGAAGAAGAAGAUUGUUCUUCUCUCAGCUAUUGGGCAAACCUACGAACCAAAGGCUAGCGUCGUCGCGAAUGAAGACAUCAGAGCCAUACUAGCACCUAGUAUUGAGAUAGAACCUGGGGUUCCCUCGUCGCUCAAUGUUGUGUGUGCUCCUCCGGGGUCUAAGAGCAUUUCAAACAGAGCCCUUGUCCUAGCCGCUCUUGGGUCAGGAACAGUUCGGAUCAAAAACUUGCUGCAUUCCGACGACACAGAAGUUAUGCUUAAUGCCUUGGAACGACUUGGCGCCGCGACGUUUACCUGGGAAGAGGAAGGCGAAGUUCUUGUUGUAAAUGGUAAUGGAGGAAAACUAAAAGCAACUCCUACGGAGCUUUACUUAGGUAAUGCUGGCACUGCGUCAAGAUUCCUUACCACUGUUGCAACCCUUGCGACUGAGGGAUCUGUGGAUUACAAUGUUCUUACUGGAAACAAUCGCAUGAAGCAACGGCCCAUUGGUGAUCUUGUUGAUGCCCUCACGGUGAAUGGAGCCGAAAUCGAAUAUGUUGAAAAGACCGGCAGUCUACCUUUGAAAAUUGCUGCUUCUGGUGGCUUCAAAGGCGGCCGAAUCAACCUUGCUGCAAAAGUUUCUUCACAAUACGUGUCUUCGCUUUUGAUGUGCGCUCCUUAUGCAAAAGAACCCGUCACCCUGAAGCUGGUAGGAGGCAAACCAAUUUCUCAGCCAUAUAUUGAUAUGACCACGGCCAUGAUGCGCUCCUUCGGUAUCAACGUGGAAAAAUCUACAACGGAAGAAUAUACAUAUCAUAUUCCUCAAGCAUCUUAUGUCAAUCCUGCUGAAUAUGUUGUGGAGAGCGACGCUAGCUCUGCUACUUAUCCUCUCGCUAUUGCCGCAAUCACCGGCACUACCUGCACAGUACCGAACAUAGGAUCUUCAAGCUUGCAGGGUGAUGCCCGCUUCGCCGUCGAAGUUUUGAGACCUAUGGGCUGCAAAGUGGAGCAAUCUGCCACUUCCACGACAGUUACCGGCCCUGCAGGUGGUGUCCUACGUCCCCUUCCUAACAUCGAUAUGGAACCAAUGACAGAUGCCUUCUUGGGUGCCUCGGUUCUUGCUGCAGUCGCACAAGGAGAAGGGUCCAAUCACACUACUCGAAUUUAUGGAAUUGCCAAUCAGAGGGUUAAAGAAUGCAACCGUAUUGAAGCAAUGAGAGUAGAACUAGCAAAAUUCGGUGUGGUAUGCCGUGAACACGAAGAUGGUCUUGAGAUUGACGGUAUCGAUCGAUCUACUCUGCGACAUCCUUCUGGAGGUGUAUUCUGCUACGAUGAUCAUCGUGUUGCAUUCAGCUUCAGUGUUUUAUCGCUCGUGACUCCGGUGCCAACGCUGAUCCUUGAAAAGGAAUGCGUUGGAAAAACGUGGCCAACAUACUGGGAUGCAUUGAAGCAAAAAUUCGGAGUUCAGCUUGAGGGCAAAGAACUAGAGGAAACCGAGCUCGUAGAACAGGCUCGCGCAGAUCGGUCUUCCGCAUCAAUCGUCAUCAUUGGUAUGCGAGGUGCCGGUAAGACUACAAGUGGCCGCUGGGUUGCAAAAGCACUUAAGCGUCCGUUCGUGGACCUUGAUAUAGAAUUGGAGAAAAAUGAAGGCAAGAAAAUACCUGAGAUUAUCAAGGAGCGUGGCUGGCAAGGGUUCCGUGAAGCAGAGUUGACUCUGUUCAAGCGCGCGCUUACCGAGCGUCCUAAAGGAUAUGUGUUUGCUUGUGGUGGCGGAAUCGUCGAGUCCGCAGAAGCAAGAAAACUUCUCGUCGAUUACCACAAGGUGAAAGGACACGUGCUUCUCGUCAUGCGAGACAUAAAAAAGGUCAUGGAGUUCCUCAAUAUCGACAAAUCGAGACCAGCCUACAUUGAAGAUAUGAUGAGCGUCUGGCUACGUCGAAAGCCUUGGUUCCAGGAAUGCAGCAACAUAGAAUACUACAGUCAGCAUAGUACCUCAUCAGAGCUUACUCUCGCCUCGGAAGACUUCAGUCGAUUCUUACACUUUGUGACUGGGAAGGUGAAUCCUUUGGCGACAAUUAGCAAAAAGAGUCUUUCUUCCUUUUUGUCCCUCACACUGCCUGAUCUACGCAACACUGGUGACCUCUUACGCAAAGUUUCUUCAGGGUCAGAUGCUGUUGAAAUGCGCAUCGAUUUACUAGAGGAUCCUUCAUCAAGCAAUGAGAUCCCUUCUCUUGAGUAUGUGUCGGAGCAACUGUCCUUCUAUCGCAGCCAGGUCUCUCUCCCUAUUGUUUUUACAGUUCGCACAAAGAGUCAGGGUGGAAGAUUCCCUAACGAUGCCCACGACGCUGCGUUUGACCUGAUCAGACUUGCCAUCCGCAGUGGAUGCGAAUUCGUAGAUCUCGAAAUCACAUUCCCCGACGAAUUGCUACGCAACAUAACUGAGAUGAAAGGUCACACGAAAAUAAUUGCAUCACACCACGAUCCGCAGGGUAAACUCAACUGGUCUAAUGGGUCUUGGAUUCAACAUUACAAUAAAGCUUUACAAUACGGCGAUAUUAUUAAACUGGUUGGCGUUGCAAAGAGUUUGAAUGAUAAUACUGCGUUGAAAGAGUUCAAGGAUUGGGCAGAACAGGCCCACGAUGUUCCUAUGAUUGCUAUCAACAUGGGUGACAAAGGACAACUAAGCCGCAUGCUCAAUCGCUUCAUGACUCCCGUGUCUCAUCCGCAACUUCCAUUCAAAGCAGCCCCAGGACAGUUGUCAGCUACUGAGAUUCGCCGUGGCUUGGCGCUUAUGGGUGAAAUCCAGCCUAAGAAGUUUGCGAUCUUUGGGAAACCAAUCGCCGCCUCUCGUUCCCCCAUUCUACACAAUACCCUUUUUGAGAUGAACGGGCUACCACACAACUACACGCGUCUCGAAACCGACCAGGCCCAGGACGUCAAGGAGUUCAUACGCUCGCCCGAUUUCGGAGGCGCCUCCGUAACAAUCCCUCUCAAGCUGGAUAUCAUUCCACUUAUUGAUGAGGUGCUAAACGAGGCUGAAAUUAUUGGUGCAGUCAACACAAUUGUUCCAGUCAAAGGAAACAAUGGCGCCACCCGUCUUGUCGGGCGCAAUACAGACUGGCAAGGAAUGGUCCACUGUUUACGUGAAGCUGGUGCCUAUGGCGGAGAGAGUGGUGGCAGCGCUCUUGUCGUUGGCGGAGGAGGCACAGCACGGGCGGCAAUUUACGCACUGCACAAAAUGGGCUAUUCGCCAGUCUACUUGCUUGGACGGUCACCUGAAAAGAUUCAAAAUAUGGCUUCUACCUUCCCCACCGGGUUUGACAUUCGCGUUGUAGCUGACGCAGCUGAUGUCAAGAAUAUUCCACGCGUCAUCAUUGGCACCAUUCCCGGAGACAAACCGGUUGAUCCCAGCAUGCGCGAGGUCCUCUGCUCGAUUUUCGAACGUGGCCAGGAACUCGACGGGGUGGCGAAGGGAGUACAGGAGGAUCCGCGUCGGAGGGUGUUGCUAGAGAUGGCCUACAAGCCAUCGGUGACUCCGUUGAUGCAGCUGGCCUCUGAUUCGGGAUGGGUGACGAUUCCAGGGUUGGAAGCGCUUGUUGGACAGGGAGUCUACCAGUUUGAGUACUGGACUGGGAUUUCGCCUGUCUACGAAGAUGCUCGGAAUGCUGUUUUGGGUACGAAGGAAACCCCGUAGUUAUUCGCUAUCUAGUAGUUAUUGAAUAAAAGUAUGUUAUACCCUACUCUUCUAUUACAUAUCCCCCGAGUAAAAAUACGCGUAAUUUGGCAACGGUAUUUCCAAU